Kwoniella mangroviensis CBS 8507 is the source of this 1944-nucleotide messenger RNA. RefSeq lists its product as uncharacterized. Bases 1 to 1944 code for a protein of 647 amino acids. The record is from RefSeq and is a predicted model, not a curated record. The transcript is spliced from 3 exons. NCBI's taxonomy places the organism in Eukaryota, Fungi, Basidiomycota, Tremellomycetes, Tremellales, Cryptococcaceae.
AUGUCAUCAACUACCAUCCUUGCGCCACCAAUCACGGCAGCGUCCUCCACCUCUUCAUCCUCCAAAAUCAAUCGAUUGAGCACCUCUUCGGCCGGUUCCCACGCAUCAUUUUCGUCCAACUGGACACCUUCACGCGAUUCCAUAUACUCGGUAUCAUCGGACGGAUGGUCGACCUCGUUGGUGACUCCUCGAGGCGAGAAGAACUUCGAUGUGGAGAUUUUGAAUGAUGUCGAGGAAGAUAAUGAUGACAAGGUGGAAUAUAUCGAUCUGGCAGGAAAAGAAAGUUGGUGGAAUGCCAUUCCGAAACGUCUAUCACGCCAGGAGAAAGAAAAAUCUGUCGAGGACGACAAAUGGUCAGAUGAUUUGCCCACUUUACCCUCGACUUGUAUCUUACCAGAAAUCGAAAGGACACCUCCGAUCUCGCUUGAUCAACCUAUAUCGGCGCGAAAGUUGGGCGAGCUACCUACGACUCUCAGGCCUGAGAUUUCGGUUGCUAGUCAAUCGGAACCCAAGACGAAUAUAUUCGAUGUGUUUAGUCUGGGCAAUGGAGUUCAGCAUCAAAACGAUCAACACCAUCGGGAUAUGUUCGCUAGCGUACCGAUACGUAGACCAUUCACAAAACGUCGACCACCUAUUCCUUCUUUCUCCACCAAUACCUCUGCCUCCUCUUCUUCUUUACCAUUCAUCCAAACUCGACCGCCCCCAACUCGACCACCUGUACCUCUUAGAGCGUCCUCGCUGAAAUCCCUCUUCGACCAGACAACAGCAAAUAAGCAGAUCGCCCGAUCAUCCUCCCCUACACCUUCCCAUAGACCCAAACCGAUCCGCACAUUCUCACAUCCUCCUUCCACUUCUCUGAAAAAGCACAGACGGAUCUCACCCGUCUUACUUCAGCCCAUAUCAGAAACUCCAAAAGAUCUUGACAUACCUCCAGAAGGAAGUUGGGCCUUACGUCGACCGAAUCGUUCGAAGCCAAUACACAAAUCGAGAUCACAACCUAAUUUACGUAUUCACCACAAUACGUCAGAAGAUAUGACCAUUAAAUUUAGAUUGAAGAGAUCCAAUUCUUCAAAUGGUACUUCUGUAGAUGGUGGAUGUGGAAGUGGAAGUGAUUUUAUGCCAUUGGAUAUAUUCCCUUCGUCGUCCAGAGGAUCAGGCUCCAUGGAUGUAGAUAGGGUUAAGGAUAGGGAAGGUAGAGCGUCAUUCUCGGACAUGGCAAGAUCAUUCGUCUCUCGUCCUUCUUCUAUACCUGUACCUGAAAGUCCAAGUAGGAUGAGUUUGGAUGGUAGACAAUCCCUCAAUCUGGGUAUAGGUAUGUUGAAGAAAAGCCCAAAGUCGAACAACUUUUUCAGUAUGAGGAAGAAUUCCGGCCAAAUGCAUUCACAAAGAAGACCUUCUUUAUUGGGAUUACCAGAAUGGAGUUCUCGACCUAAUUCACGAUCAAUUAGCGAGUCCUACGUUCCUCAAAUAUCGUAUUCAAAGACAUUUGAGGCGUUAACAUUAAGGACCGAAAGUGAUAGUAAAUCACCUCUAAGGUUGAGUAUAGAUGUUAGAAGGAGGAGUGGUGAGGAUUUCUUCAAAUUACACAUGUACAAAUCACACAUGAACACAUCACGUCAUUCAAUCGCAUCUUCCAUUUCUUCCAACACUAAUCACCACCUUGAAGAAGAUUUAUUAGCUGUCAUAGAAGCUGAACAGUGGAAUUGGCCUUCACCGCCUUUCAGAGUCACCAAAGGGGAUGAUACUCCUACUCCUGGAUUAUCGACUUCGGGUACGCUAGAAAGUAUGAUUAGUACCAGUCCACAAACACCUAGUGAAAGUGAAUUUGUGUUACAUGGUGAAAUUGAAUAUUUAGCCAAGUCUAGUAGGGAGAAAGACAAGGACAAAAGAUUCAGACCGCUUAGUCUGGAAGGAAGUGUCGAAAGUUUGGAUAUCACCUUGUAA